Molecule: messenger RNA, 6647 nt
Organism: Diachasma alloeum
Lineage: Eukaryota; Metazoa; Arthropoda; Insecta; Hymenoptera; Braconidae
Gene: IntS1
Product: integrator complex subunit 1
Exons: 3
Coding region: 257-6487 (2076 amino acids)
Biological process (GO): U2 snRNA 3'-end processing
Cellular component (GO): integrator complex
Source: RefSeq, a predicted model, not a curated record
UUCUCACGGCAGGCUGUUCCAUCCGAAUGAUCCGAACUGAACGAGAAAUUAAUCGAUACAUCUACUUUUCAUGCUAUGAGCUGGAAACAUCACUUCGAUCUGCAUCUGAAGACCGAUUAUAACGAAAUGAUGCGGAGGGAAUCCCUGGAACGUCUUUAGUUGGAUCAUGUUUACAUGAUUUUUUAGAGGUUAAGUCGUCUAGGUUACAUUGAUUACAUCGAGUUGGAAGAUAGUUGGGUGAGGAGGGGUAGGCAGGAUGGACAGGGCCAAGUCAGGAAUUACUCGGGGGCCCAAGAGCAAAAUAGCUCAUCACCCUCCGGAUCUAUUUGCACUUGGCUCCAAAACGUCUAGGAGUGAGACUCUGGAGUCGAAGAGGCCAGGGAGUAUUUAUGGGAAAGCUAGCACCUCGUCGGCUUCAAGUGCAGGUUCAGACAGAAAGAAAGAAGCCCCAACGCCGCUGCAAUCCCUGAUCCCCCCAAAGAAGCCAAAACUGAGUACUCAUGCUCCCCACCCUCGGCCCCCAAUGUCCAGUGCCGAAGCCUGGGAGGUGGUGGCCAUCGACUGUGACCCAGCAGACCUCGUCCCAAUGGUCCUCGAAGCCAGCGACAACGACGAGGGUGACAAGGUCAUAGGUCUCAUCUGCGGAGUGAUAAAAACCCUGAAGAACCAACGAGGCAAGCCAGACUCCCUCCUCUACAUGGGCCUCAUGUACCUCGCGAAGCUCCGUCCCUCAAUCUUCUCCAACGACUGCAUCCUCCACGCACUAUCCUCCCUCCUGAAACGAGACCAGUCCCACAACUUCGCUAAGAACAAAGGCAACCCCCUGGUCCCAGUGCUAGCAGCGAAUCUCCUGAUGAGGGGUUACCACGAGAAGAAGAAUUGGCCAGAAAUUUUCAUAAAACUGUACAUCGACGACGCCCUCGGCGAGCGAGUCUGGAUCGACCACGAGGAGUGCAAGGGUUUCGUGGACAACAUCCUCUCUGGAUUCAACACGAGGCACCCCCCCAAGAGCGCUCUGCAGCACGAAUUAUCAGUGCUAGCCCCUCGCGACUGCCACAGCCCCUCCACCCUGGAGGACGACGACUCCGGCACUUCCCUAAUCCAACUAACUGGAGACAAAGACAAAUCGGAGUUCACAGUGAGCCCCAGAUACUCCCACUGCAUGGAGAGUGUCGAGAACAUCGUCCUGGAAGCCGUGAAAGAGCAGCUAAAUCGUCGCCAGCAGCAGGCAGAGUCAAUAACAAAAAACUUCCUGAAACUUCUGUCGUCAGCCUGCGGCUUCGUCGAGAUACGAAACAUCUCAGUCCCAAGAUUGGAAAUGUGGCUGCAUAAUCCUAAACUGAUGAAACCAGCGCAAGAGCUCUUGAUCUACAUCUGCUACAACUCCACAACGCACACCCAGCGUGACGUCGAAGUAAUCAGUCAACUGGUGAAGAUGAGACUGAAGACGAAAGCUGUAAUCAGCCUGUAUUUGAAUGGAGUGAAGGAGCUGAUCGGUCUGCACCCUGAGAACCUGUCGACCAUCCUGAAGCACACGAUCUACAACGAGUUAUCCAAUGCCAGGAACCCCAACAACAUGCCCAUGCUGGGUGUCAUGUUCCAGGCAGCUCCAGAGGCCUCAGCAAAGCUCUUAGCCGAGAUCUUCCAGGACUUGCUGAUGAACAGAGAAGACUUCUUGCGGCCACUACGAGCCCUAUUCAGAGAAAUCGUUCGUGUCUGUCGUCACGACAUCAACCUGAUCACCCUCGCACGAACCCUGAUGGCUGAGCGAGCCCAGCUGUCCCAGCAACUCCUGACCUUUGAGUUCAAGGAGAGAAUGUUCGUGUCGAUAAUCGAUCUCCUGUGCCUCUGCAUGUUCCUGGGGAUCAGUCCCCAAGUAAAAGAAGCCUCACUUCUGUCUCAGCGUGGGGACAAGAAGGACGCAGCCUUACUCCAUCAGUUCCAGACGCUCGUCUCCACGAUUCAGUAUGAGACAACUUCCUGGCUGCAGACGUUAGCACAGCAGACUUACGGAGUUGGCAGGACUGAGAUCCUCCACGCGAUCCAAAAGAUCAUGCUUCUGGAGUCGUUGGAUCAAUACUACAAGCUCGACAACUGGCCCCCAGAGACGGAGAGAGUUCUGUUCAUGAGGAUCGUGUCCGACGUGCCCCUUCUUCAGAACACACUACUGAGGAUUAUUCUCAUGGGGUUCACGAAGGAGAAUGGCCUGACCCACUCGGAGGUCCUUGACAUUGCUGAUCAGUUGAUAAAGCGAGCAGCUGCCAACUCCACGGAGACCUUCCCAACCCUGGAGAUCGAAAAAAUGGACAUAAUCGAACUGAUCUUCAAUCUCUGCAUCUACCAGCCCCCAGGCUCCAUAAACAUUCCCUCUGGCUACGUCCCCCCAAACCUAGCGAUCUCAAACUUGUACUGGAAGGGCUGGAUAAUGCUGCUGAUCCUGGCUGCACAUAACCCCUCGACAAUCGGUGCAGUUGGAUGGAAACGUUAUCCCAUCUGGCGAACACUGAUGGAGAUGUGUAUAACGAAUCACUUUCAGUAUCCCCCACCGACGAUGGCCCUGCCAGAGGUGAUAGAGCAGGAACGAGCGAAGGAGCUGCAGAUUGAGACCCUCGAGAAGCAGGAGAUCCUGGAGUACGAGUCCCACCUGGCAGCUGCCUCCACCAGAGUCCAGAUAUCAGAAUCAAACAGUCUUCUGUUAUCUCAAUUGAUCACUAUGGAUCCCACUGGGAUCGCCAGACGACCGCCCCCAGCUGUUCUGGAGCAAUUGCAGUCUGUGAACAUCUCCCUGAGACUGGGCCACCUGCUCUGUCGAUCGAGAAAGCCAGACUUCCUGCUGGACAUCAUACAACGCCAGCAGCAGAGCUCCUCCCAGAGCAUGCCGUGGCUGGCUGACCUGGUGCAAAACAGUGAGGGCUCACUGAGUCAACUGCCUGUCCAAUGUCUCUGCGAAUUCCUCCUCUCGACGACAGCCCAAGCUGUCGACAAGCAGCCACGACAGCAGCAGCUCCUCGCACACCUCCAGAAACUUCUGACUGACCCCAACGAGGAUCAGCAGCACGCCUGUGAGGUACUGGAGUACUUCUUGAGGAGAUUGAGCAGUCAGCAGAGCAACAAUCGUCUCCAGGCGAUCACAGGACUCAAACUCGUCCUGGAAUCCAUUCCCCUGGAGGACGAGAGCAUGGAGGUGGACGGGGACCUUGAGAAAGAGCUCUGGCUCCUGCGAAAGCUCCCAUCAAUCCCCCACUUUCCAGCAGUGAAACCACUGGUAUCAACGGCACUGAGAGGUGCCUGUCAGGUCGAGAAUAAUCCAGAGCUGGUUCGUGCAUACGUGGCGUAUCUUGCUGAGCACACACAGGACGACGAUCUCCCUGAAUUAACUGAUCUAGCCAAUGAGAUAUCCCAAGUGGUGGUUGAGAGGAGCACAAUCACAGCGGCCAUCCUCCCAGAGCCCGACAACGAGUCUCCCCAGUCCAGGCAGACCCUCCAAGCCUUCAAAUCCAUCUUCUGUAAUUAUCUGGAGAAGGCGAGGUCGCCUCGUGGGGAGGGCUACACCUGGUCUCAGAGUCAGGAUCAGAUUCUCGUCCAAUGGAACACUGGGGAGGAGUGCACAAUGCACAUCCUCGUGGUUCACGCCAUGAUAAUCCUCCUGACGUACGACGUGCUCGACGAGUCAGGACUAUCAAACGAUUUACUGGAGAUUUGGUUUCCAGAGAGUGGAGAGCCACCAAAGGCCUUCCUGGUGGACACCAGUGAGGAGGCUCUGCUAAUACCUGACUGGCUGAAGCUCAGGAUGAUCAGGAGUAAUGUCCCCAGACUGGUUGACGCAGCGUUGAAAGACCUCGAGCCCCAACAGCUGGUGCUGUUCAUCCAGAGCUUUGGGAUUCCUGUCACUUCGAUGAGCAAACUACUUCACACGCUGGACGUGGCUGUCCAGCUGGAUCGUGACUCUGUGAAGGAAGCAGUUCUCGAUAAAACGUACAUGGCGCAGUUGGUGAAGGUCCAGCAUCGGAGGGGUGCCACUGGGGGCCUAGUGUUCGUUCAAGUCCUCCAGCUGCUGGAGCCUCAAUUGCCGGACGAGCCAGGCCUCAAGACCGAGAAUCUGCAGGAGCCACUGCCCCAGAGUGCAAUGGUGAAGAAACAAUCAGUCAUUCAGUGUCCAAUCAAAACCGACGUGCCUCACCUCAUCAAUAAACUCUUCAUCGAGAACAUGCCGAUGAGCCAGAAGACUGAAGCCUAUCGAAGACUCCACAAGACCCUCGCCAAGGACCUUCAGAAGUCUCCUAAAGAGAGUGGGGCCGUCGUUCUUGCUAUCCAACACAUCUGCAGUGUCCUCAGUUCAAUGCAGGUGAAGCAGUUCCUGGCGUCGCUGGUCCACAUGCCUCAGUACUCGUGCACGCUCAUGAGGAUGAUCCUCCUGCCUCUGAAGAAACCAUCAACAUCGCAGCAUGUCGUCGACCUGGGCCGCAACAUGUGCCUGAACCUAGUUUCCCUCAUCGGCGACAUCAAGGCCCCGAUUCUCCACAUUCUGCGGGACUUUGCGAAUGUUCAUAUGAAGAAAGUCCCGAAGAAGAAGGAGUUGAUUGUCUACACGAAGAAUCGAGACCCUGGGAGUGUCCUGGAGAGCACAGACCCACUGAAUUUGGAGAGUGUGGGGAGGAUUCUCCUGGACAUUUGCCUGAAAGAGCAGAAGAAUGAUCUCCUGGUGGAGGCAAUGGCCAGACUCCUGGUGAAUGACAGUAACGAAGGUCUCGUGAGGCCCAGGACAGGCCUCCUGAUUGACUGGCUGGCCUCUGUGGAGCCCGAGCUCAUCGGCAUCUGUCCAACCUUGCAGAUGAAGCUACUCUUUGGGAAGACCAGGGUUCACCUGAAGAUCGACGAGACUGUCGUCAACUCUCACGCCUGCAGACCUUAUCUGUUGACUCUGCUGACCCACAGGGCUUCCUGGGCGACUCUGCAGAAGUGCGUGGGGCAUUUACUGGACAAGUGCGACGACGGCUACGACCCCACGGCUGUUCUCGACUUCCUCUGGGCGCUGACCUGCAAUCCAAAGCUGUGGCAGGGUCGUGACAAGUUCACCCCGAAGCACUACGUCCCCGAGAACAUUCUCCUCCUGAAUGAGAAGCAACUGCUGACCCUGGUGGCGUACCUCGUCGCCGAGGCAGUGAUUAUCCACGACAGACAGAGCAGGAACGUAGCUCUGACUCAGAUGGAGACUAGGCUCGAUCUACUCCAGCAUUGUGUGUCGACAGAGGAGAAAUUCACGUCGGACGUUGUGAAUUACCUAGCAGACAGAAUGAUGUACGACAGCAAUGCCGUCGAGUCUGACAUGGCCCACCAGUUCCUCCUGCACAUGUACAUGAAGAUACCGAAGGUCAUCACGUGCUUGAACCCAUCUCAAAAGAAGAAGUUCGUGGCUGGGGCUAAUAUCAAAGACUGGACUGGCUCAGUGCUGGAUGCCAUGAGCCAUUCUCUGCUGACAGCGCUCGCUGCCACCCCGAGGCAGAAGUCGUGGGCAGCAAAGUCCCAAGAGUUCGAACUCUGUGCGAGGAAAAUGGCAGCUGUCCACCCCAUUCUGGUCCUUCGACAGCUGCCAAUGCUUGCCUCGUCGUUGAUGGGCAGGUGCUACCUGGAGUACAACGAGUUUCGGUCUGGUCAUCAUCUGAAUUUGUUUAUUCAGGUGAUGGGACUGCUGGAGCUGCUCCAGCCUUAUCUGUUUAAUGAGCAGCACAGGGACGCCUUGGAAGACACUCUUCAGAACUACUUCCAAUGCUUCCAGAAUUAUGGGCCUUACAAGGAUCAUCAUUUGUUGACGCCACUUUUGAAUAGACUGGUGGGUCUGCUGCAGGGGUACAUCUCCCAUGGGGCCCAGAGGGCUCUCAAGUACCUGCACAAGCACAUUCCCACGUUGAGGGAGCUGCAGGGGUACUUCCCAGGGCUGACGAGCUUGAGAUCACUGAUAACUUCGAUACCAGGCCCUCGGGAGGGGACCAAUGGCGAGGAGAUUUUCAUCACUGGACCUCCAACCACUAGGGUCGAGCCCAAUUAUCCUGAGCAUUACCCAGGGCUCAUCACCACACUGGCCAAGAUCCAAGGGGAGGACGUGUUCUCGGCACUUCAGGAGAUCGAGCACACGUCGUCGAAGAAACCGUCGAUUCUGGAGUUCUUUACUGAUAGUAUAACGGAACUUCUGGUGUCGCCACAGGGGAACAUCAGGACUCUGGCUCAUACGCUGAUCACGAGGGCCUUGAAACAUCGACCUGCACCGAAUCUCAAUGUUCUCUCGGCUUUUCAGAGGUGUCUUGACAGCCCCAGGUCUGAUGUUCUCAUGUCAGCUCUUGACAGGCUACCGGACAUCGUUCUCUGCAUGCAGGAACAUGCGUUGCCGCUCAUGCAGAAAGUGUUCGAAUUGGGGGUCAACUCGAAUGUCAAUACUAUUCCACAUAUUAAUAAGAGCAUUGCAUUGUUGAACACGCAGCAAGGCUGCUGAAUGAGUCUGGUGAUUGUAGGAAAAUUCGGAGGGAGAGAGUUAAAGAUGACGGGGGUUUAUAUAUAUCUGUGUUGAAAAUUAAUUUUUAUUCAAUAUAUAUAUGUACAGACUAUGGGUUUCUCUGAUGGAAACUUAAAUUAUGAAUACAAUUUUUUUUAUU